Osmerus eperlanus (European smelt) is the source of this 4669-nucleotide messenger RNA. RefSeq names its product actinin alpha 3b (gene actn3b). Gene Ontology annotation, biological process: muscle cell development; actin cytoskeleton organization. Gene Ontology annotation, molecular function: calcium ion binding; actin filament binding. Gene Ontology annotation, cellular component: cortical actin cytoskeleton; cell projection; cell junction. The coding region runs from base 267 to 3089 and encodes 940 amino acids. The record is from RefSeq and is a predicted model, not a curated record. NCBI's taxonomy places the organism in Eukaryota, Metazoa, Chordata, Actinopteri, Osmeriformes, Osmeridae. The transcript is spliced from 20 exons.
GGGGUGCGGUCACGUGUGUCACUUUUGACCACGAAAGGAGCACCGGUUAACAGGGUCUUCUGGUAGUGGGAGCAGCACCUCCGCACAGGCACCUCGAAUCCGUGGAGUUUCUCCCCUCUCUCAUUUCUCUGCAAGUCCUGUAUUCCCCCGGAGGGUUUCCGUACGCACGACCCAAUCCCGUUAUCUACCGCAGACUAAAGUGCUGAAAGGCCCCCCGUUUCUUUCUAUAACCCGAGGGGACGCAGAGAAACCCUGACAGAGGAGUCAUGAUGCAAGUCGAGACCCAAGUUCAAUACAACAGCUCCUACAUGGAAGAGGACCAUGUUUACAUGACGCAGGAGGAUGACUGGGACAGAGACCUGCUGCUGGACCCCGCGUGGGAGAAGCAGCAGAGGAAGACUUUCACAGCCUGGUGUAACUCCCACCUGAGGAAAGCAGGAACACAGAUCGAGAACAUCGAGGAGGACUUCAGGAAUGGCCUCAAACUCAUGCUGCUGCUGGAGGUCAUCUCAGGUGGGUCCCACACACACACUCAAAAUACACACAUACACACACACACACUCAAAAUACACACACACUCAAAAUACACACACACACACUCAAAAUACACAAACGCAGCGUCUAACACAUCUCCGCACUCCCCAGGUGAGAGACUGCCCAAACCAGACAAAGGCAAGAUGCGCUUCCACAAGAUCGCCAACGUCAACAAAGCCCUGGACUUCAUCUGCAGCAAAGGAGUGAAGCUGGUGUCCAUCGGAGCCGAGGAGAUCGUCGACGGCAACGUGAAGAUGACCCUGGGAAUGAUCUGGACCAUCAUCCUGCGUUUCGCCAUCCAGGACAUCUCCGUGGAAGAGACCUCUGCUAAGGAGGGUCUGCUGCUGUGGUGUCAGAGGAAGACUGCCCCGUACAGGAAUGUCAACGUGCAGAACUUCCACAUCAGUUGGAAGGAUGGCCUGGCUCUAUGUGCCCUCAUCCACAGACACAGACCUGACCUCAUUGAUUACUCCAAACUGAGAAAGGAUGACCCCAUCGGUAACCUGAACACCGCUUUCGAGGUGGCUGAGAAGUACCUGGACAUCCCUAAGAUGCUCGACGCUGAAGACAUUGUGAACACCCCCAAGCCCGACGAGAAGGCCAUCAUGACCUACGUGUCCUGUUUCUACCACGCCUUCGCCGGCGCCGAGCAGGCGGAGACAGCGGCCAACCGCAUCUGCAAGGUCCUGGCUGUCAACCAGGAGAACGAGAAGCUGAUGGAGGAGUACGAGAAGCUGGCCAGCGAGCUGUUGGAGUGGAUCCGUCGCACCAUCCCCUGGCUGGAGAACCGCGUGGCGGAGCAGACCAUGCGCUCCAUGCAGCAGAAGCUGGAGGACUUCCGGGACUACCGCCGCGUGCACAAGCCGCCCCGCGUGCAGGAGAAGUGCCAGCUGGAGAUCAACUUCAACACCCUGCAGACCAAGCUGAGGCUGAGCAACAGGCCCGCCUUCAUGCCCUCCGAGGGCAAGAUGGUGUCGGACAUCGCCAACGCGUGGAAGGGUCUGGAGGGGGUGGAGAAGGGCUACGAGGAGUGGCUCCUCACCGAGAUCCGCCGUCUGGAGAGACUGGACCACCUGGCCGAGAAGUUCAAGCAGAAGUGCUCCCUGCACGAGUCCUGGACCUCAGGUAAGGAGGAGCUUCUGUCUCAGAAGGACUACGAAUCUGCCUCUCUGAUGGAGAUCAGAGCCCUGAUGAGGAAACACGAGGCGUUCGAGAGCGACCUGGCCGCCCACCAGGACCGCGUGGAGCAGAUCGCCGCCAUCGCCCAGGAGCUCAAUGAGCUGGACUACCAUGAUGCCUCCUCCGUCAACGCUCGCUGCCAGGGCAUCUGUGACCAGUGGGACAACCUGGGAACCCUGACCCAGAAGAGGAGGGACUCUCUGGAGCGCGUGGAGAAACUGUGGGAGACCAUCGACCAGCUGUACCUGGAGUUCGCCAAGAGAGCGGCGCCCUUCAACAACUGGAUGGACGGAGCCAUGGAGGACCUGCAGGACAUGUUCAUCGUCCACAGCAUCGAGGAGAUCCAGAGUCUGAUCACAGCUCAUGACCAGUUCAAGGCCACCCUGCCGGAGGCCGACAAGGAGCGCAUGGCCACCAUGGGCAUCCAGAACGAGAUCCUGAAGAUCGCUCAGACCUACGGCAUCAAGCUGUCAGGGGUCAACCCCUACACCAACCUCUCCCCACAGGACAUCAGCAACAAGUGGGACGCUGUGAAGCACCUCGUCCCCCUCAGAGACCAAAUGCUGCAGGAGGAGGUGGCCAGACAGCAGGCCAACGAGAGGCUGAGGCGCCAGUUCGCCGCCCAGGCCAACAUCAUCGGACCCUGGAUCCAAACCAAGAUGGAGGAGAUUGGCCACGUGUCCGUGGACAUCGCUGGCUCCCUGGAGGAACAGAUGAACAACCUGAAGCAGUACGAGCAGAACAUCAUCAACUACAAGUCCAACAUCGACAAGCUGGAGGGAGACCACCAGCUCAGCCAGGAGUCCCUGAUCUUCGACAACAAGCACACCAACUACACCAUGGAGCACAUCCGUGUGGGCUGGGAGCAGCUGCUAACCACCAUCGCCCGCACCAUCAACGAAGUGGAGAACCAGAUCCUGACCCGCGACGCCAAGGGUAUCAGCCAGGAGCAGCUCAACGAGUUCAGGGCCUCCUUCAACCACUUCGACAGGAAGAGAAACGGCAUGAUGGAUCCGGACGACUUCCGUGCCUGCCUCAUCUCCAUGGGUUACGAUCUGGGCGAGGUUGAGUUUGCUCGCAUCAUGACCCUGGUGGACUCCAACAACACGGGCGUGGUCACCUUCCAGGCCUUCAUCGACUUCAUGACCCGCGAGACGGCCGAGACGGACACAGCAGAGCAGGUCAUGGCCUCCUUCAAGAUCCUGGCCUCCGACAAGUCCUACAUCACGGUGGAUGAGCUCCGCAGGGAGUUGCCCGUGGAGCAGGCAGAGUACUGCAUCAGCCGCAUGACUCGCUACAUCGGCAGCGACGGCCCCGCUGGCGCCCUCGACUACAUCUCCUUCUCCAGCGCCCUCUACGGGGAGAGCGACUUAUAAACACCCCCCGCCCCCGUCCUCCUCCUCCUUCCUUCUCUCCUCCUCCUCUUCUUCAUUCUCUCCUCCUCUCCUCCCUCCUUCGCGACGCUCCCCCUGUUUCUCCUGAACGAUGUAGAAGUGCUUCUCUCUCCCCUCCUCCACCUGCUCUUCUUGCUUUUGAGAGUGGGAGUUAACGCUCUCUCUCUCUCUCGCUCACGCUCUCUCUCGCUCACGCUCUCUCUCUCUCGCUCACGCUCUCUCUCUCUCUCUCUCUUCUUCUCCUCCUUCCUUGUCCCCCUCCCUCCAAUUCUCAGAUGACAUAUUUUUUUUGUAGAAGGGUGAAGAAAUUAUGAGAUGAAAAAAGAUUGGUUGUUCGGUCGGUUGUGUAUUCGUGCAGAUUCAUGCUGUGUGUAAUGUAGAGAUGUCCGUGUCCUAGUUCCAGACCCUAGUCUCCUAGUCCCCUAGUCCCUAGCCCUAGAAUCCUAGCCCUAGAACCCUAGCUCCUAAGCCUUCCAUCCUAGCCUCUGAUCCCAGAACCCUAGCUAAAACAAGACAGGCACCCCCUCCCUAUUCUAGAACCUUAGAACCCUAGAACCAUGCGCCACUUUCCAGUCCUAGCUGGGGGUCUCCAGUAUUGAAGUGGAGAAACACUAUAACAGAAAGCCAGUCUUACGGCGUAAAAAAACGUCAAAGUUCUGAAGGCACAAACACACGGUGCCUGUGAACCAAAACAGGUAAUGUUAUGUUAACAUUAGUCGUGUGUGACGGCAUCGUCGGGACUCUCCUCGGAGUCCCAGACGAGGGAAGUCAAACGCAAUGGGGAGUUUGGAACGCCGGGGUCAGCUGUAGUGAGGGAGAGAGAGAGAGAGAGAGAGAGAGAGAGAGAGAGAGGGAGAGAGAGAGCAGCGAGGCGAGGUGCCCCUGUGACAGAAGAUUCGCGAAGAUGCAUGAAGGAUGUCGAAGUUGGUUCGUACGACUCGACAGACAGACAGAGAGAGAAAGAAAGACACAUAGACAGAUAAGAGAGCUACAGACCGGAUUGGUACCGCUGUUAACUGAUACUCUAGCCCCGCCCUGUUAUACAUAUGGGAGGGGUUUAGGUGUAGGAAAUGACCUGAUUGGUCGAUAGUCAUUUAUGGCACAAAGAAGGACAAUUGUUAUUGGCUCGACUGCGACGACUCACACGCCUCUCUCUCGUCUCUCCUCUGUUUCUCCACGAUGAUAAAGUCACGCGGGACGAUAUUGGGGGUUGUGUGUGUGUGUGUGUGGGGAGAGAGAGAGAGAUGUGGUGAGUAGUGUGUGUGAGAGAGAAAGGCAAGGCACCAGGCAAGUUCAGGUGGUUUUAUGGAAUACUGAAUAACGAUCAUUCGUAGCAUGGUUACCACACACACACACACACACCAGCUGUGAUCUGGAGAAUUUAUGACAGUGAUAAACCCUGUGUAUGAAUUAUCCCCCCCCCUCAUCUCGUUCUCUCUCUCUAAACAUCCUCUCUCUCCCUCCUCCCUCCCUUGCUCACUGAUCACUACCUGCACACGAUUCAUUUCAAAGCUGAAGCCAAACCUUGGAAUAAAAAAGGACAAUUAUAUUAUCAUAAGGUG